UUUCUCUUUUUCUCUUCACCUCUUCACCCACUUUCUAUCCUCUUCCUUUUUCUUCUUCUUGCUAUUGACCCGGUCUCACCAGGUCAGCAUGUUGAAGAAAACCCCCCAGCUGCCCGUGCGGCAGCUGGUCAUUCUUUCAAUAUGUCGCUUCGCAGAGCCAGUGGUCCUCACCUCCGUCCUCCCCUACCUACCCGAAAUGAUCGAAUCCGUCGGCGUCCCCAAGCCCGAGAUCGCCAAAUGGGUUGGCAUCACCGCGGCCGUGACCUCCUUCAGCCAGGCCGCCAUGGCCGUCACCUGGGGCACGCUGUCGGACACGGUCGGCCGCAAGCCCGUCAUCCUGACGGGGCUGACCUGCACGAUGGUCAUGUCGCUGGUGUUCGGGUUCGCGCGCAGUCUGACGUUACUGGUCAUCGCGCGCGGCCUGCUGGGCCUCCUCAACGGCAACGUCGGCAUCAUCCGCACCAUGGUCGCCGAGAUGGUCCCCGAGAAGGAGCUGCAGCCGCGUGCCUUCAGCAUCAUGCCGCUCGUUUGGACGAUUGGGAGUAUCUUUGGGCCCGCCUUCGGGGGCGCGCUGGCCCGUCCGGUUGAGAAGCACCCGGAGGUGUUUGGACGUUGGGAGUUUUUGCGACGGUAUCCCUUUUUGUUGCCGAAUCUGGCGGCGGCGGGGUUCUUUGUGGUGGGGAUUGGGACGGGGUUUUUGUUUUUGGAGGAAACGCUGGCUGCAAAGAAGCAUCAACGCGAUUAUGGGCUUGUGUUGGGUCAGGCUUUGACGCGGCCGUGUCGGAGUGCCAGAUCAGACAAAAAGUCACUGUCGACAACAACCAUCACAGAAACCGAUGAGGAACGAACGGCGCUGCUGGGCCAGCGCCGCGCAACCACGCGCACCAAGUCAGCCCGAAAACCCAGCUGGGCGGAGGUGUUCUCCCCGCAAUCCAACCUGAUUCUGCUGGCGUACUCACUCAUGUCGAUGCAUACCAUGGCGUUUGACUCGUUAUUUCCCGUCUUCCUGCACACGCCGCCGCAGCAGUUCGAAGGCAACCCGGACGUGCGUCUGCCGUUCAAAUUCAUUGGAGGGUUCGGUGUGGACUCCCAAACCAUCGGAAUUUACUACACGUUGAUCGGCAUCAUCGGCAUGAUGGUGCAGUUCCUGAUCUUCCCCGCGGCCGCCAAGCAGUACGGCGUGCUCAACUGCCUCAAGGUGGUCUCAAUCGUCUUCCCCGUGCUUUACCUGUUGACGCCCUUCACGGCGCUCGUGCCGGGGUCUCUGCGCCACGUGGUCGUGUUUCUGCUGAUGCUGGGCAAGCUCUCCGCCUCGAUCUUCGGGUUCCCCUGCACGACGAUCCUCCUCACCAACUCGGCGGCCAGCCUGAGUGUGCUGGGGACUUUGAACGGGGUGGGCACGAGUGUCAGUGCCAUUGGGCGCGCGGUGGGCCCGGCGCUGACAGGGUCGGCGUUUUCUUUUGGGGUGAAGCGGGGCUUCAUCAUCAUUCCGUGGUGGCUUCUGGCGGUGUUUGGAGCUGUCAGUGCCGUUCCGGUGUUUUGGACAGAGGAGUCCGAUGGGUUUCAUGGAAAGGAGGAGGAUGUGGUGGUAGAGGUGGAGGGUGCGGAGGAAAGCCAAACUGGUGGAUAUGGAGCUGUUGAGAAUACGGCUAGGCGGGGAUGAAGGGAGUAGAAAUGAGCUGGUGGGAUAAAAAAAGGGAAAGGGAAAAGAGAAAAGGGAAAAGUUUAAAUGAUGCGAUGAUACUGUAUAUGCUUGCUAAACGUGUUAUGUGACACAUGAAAUAUGAGUGUGAUAGAAGUAGAUGAAGACUA
This is a messenger RNA of Aspergillus aculeatinus CBS 121060, 1812 nucleotides long. RefSeq names its product MFS transporter. The record is from RefSeq and is a predicted model, not a curated record. The coding region runs from base 89 to 1663 and encodes 524 amino acids. Gene Ontology annotation, molecular function: transmembrane transporter activity. The transcript has 6 exons. Lineage: Eukaryota; Fungi; Ascomycota; Eurotiomycetes; Eurotiales; Aspergillaceae. Gene Ontology annotation, biological process: transmembrane transport.